AUGCGAAAGAAUCCAUACUUUUACUCGUUUAAGGUGCAAUGCACGUUGUGUCGGGAGAUUCAUCCUAACUGGGUGAGCUUUAAUCGAUUUGAGCAACAUGAGAUCCCUGGAAGCCGGGGUGAGGCAAAUUUUGUGUGGAAAUGCAGAUUAUGUACGAGGACACAUUCUGCUUCAAUCGCAGCUGCGCCAGCCUCAUACGAACAAUCGAAAAACAAAGGGCAAAAGGUCAUUGAGUUCGAUUGCCGAGGGCUCGAAUUUACGGAAUUUAAGGCUGAUGGAGACUGGGAAGCGAAGGGGAUUGAAUCAUCAACGAAUUUUUCAGGCAUCGAUCUCACCGACGGGGAGUGGUAUGAUUAUGACGAGAAGAUGGGCGAGGAGGUUAGUAUCAAGGAAUUCAUACCUAUGAACCCGCGGCCAUUUCUGCAAUCUCUAAUCAGUGAGGAUAUCGUCGUGCGCCUAAAAUGGGGACAUACAGAGUACAAGGGCCAACUUAUCAGUGUCGAUUCGUAUAUGAAUAUCCAGCUGUCGAAUACGGAGGAAUUUAUCGAUGGGAAGAGCACGGGGAGUUUGGGACAAGUUCUGAUACGGUGUAAUAAUGUCCUUUGGAUAUCGGCUGCGAAAGAUGUGAAGAUGAAUGAUGUACAGAUGGCCGAUUAA
Molecule: messenger RNA, 657 nt
Organism: Paracoccidioides lutzii Pb01
Product: DUF866 domain-containing protein
Exons: 8
Coding region: 1-657 (218 amino acids)
Biological process (GO): spliceosomal snRNP assembly
Cellular component (GO): spliceosomal complex
Molecular function (GO): zinc ion binding; RNA binding
Source: RefSeq, a predicted model, not a curated record